Messenger RNA from Meriones unguiculatus (Mongolian gerbil), 1041 nucleotides. It is a transcript of the gene Tmem247, whose product is annotated as transmembrane protein 247. The record is from RefSeq and is a predicted model, not a curated record. The transcript has 4 exons. The coding region runs from base 118 to 1041 and encodes 307 amino acids. Gene Ontology annotation, cellular component: endoplasmic reticulum. Lineage: Eukaryota; Metazoa; Chordata; Mammalia; Rodentia; Muridae.
GAAUGUGGCUAUUAUGAGGCUAGGGGAUUAUGAUGGCGGCCAGAGCCUGGUGAAGCCAAAUGUUAUUGUCUCAAAAGAUGUCCUCUGGCCCUAGUUGGCAGCACUGUGGUUAUCUGGAUGGCAACAGAGGACAGAGAGGUGAUGGAAGCCCGGGGGGCAGGAGAAAGCUGCCCCACCCUCUCCAAGGUGGCACCUGGUGACAACACGCCCGAAGGGAAGCCAAAGGCUUCUUUGGAGGCAGAACCCCCAAAGCUAGAAGAGAGUGAAACAUGUGAGGACAGAGAUUGCCCAGGCUCCCCUAAGUCACAGGCCCCAAAGUCUAGCCCCACCACCAAGGGUCAGGCUGGCGAUGGACCUGGGCUGGAUCCAACGGAGCUGCCCCUGACCAUGGAGACAGAACACCACAAUGCAAUGGAGCUGGAGAAGGUGCGCAUGGAGUUUGAGCUGACGCGCCUGAAGUACCUGCACCAAGAGAACGAGCGGCAGCGGCAGCAUGAGGAAGUGAUGGAGCAGCUGCAGCAGCAGCAGCAGCAGGCUUUGCCUCGCCAGUUCUCAGGAGGCCUCCAGGAUCUCUUGCUCCCUCAGAACCAAUUUGCCAUGUUCCUGUACUGCUUCAUCUUCAUUCACAUCAUCUACGUUACCAAGGAGAUGGUCUUCUUUCUCUUCUCCAAGCAUUACCUGUUCUGCCUCGCAGCCAUAUUGCUGUGUUUGAUUAAAACCUUGUGGUCCUACUUCCAAGUGCCUUUGCUUCUUCCAUCACCAGCAACGUCAUCUGUGGACCACCAGAUUCCUCCCUUCCCAUGGCAACCAGGCUUGACCACACAGCUGCCGGCUGCUGACCCGAGUGUGAAGACGCACAGCCAGGCCCCUGCCCUGAGACUGCUUCUCACUACUAACAGCUCUGCUCCCACCAGCCCCAGCAGCAAGAUGGCCAGCUCUGGCCCUGAGAGUCACAUGAAGAGAUGGAGCGGCAAACAGCUGGAUGCAGCUAUGCUCUCAGUUUACAUCAACUCUUUCCCUUGUCACAGGCCUUCGCCUUAA